This is a messenger RNA of Leptonychotes weddellii (Weddell seal), 1045 nucleotides long. NCBI's taxonomy places the organism in Eukaryota, Metazoa, Chordata, Mammalia, Carnivora, Phocidae. The record is from RefSeq and is a predicted model, not a curated record.
AUGGACCCCUCCCUCUCGCCCCACACGCAGGCCAAGCUGAUCGUCCCCAACAGCACCGCGGGCCUGAUCAUCGGCAAGGGGGGCGCCACAGUGAAAGCCGUGAUGGAACAGUCGGGUGCCUGGGUGCAGCUGUCCCAGAAGCCAGAGGGCAUCAACCUUCAGGAGCGGGUGGUGACCGUCAGCGGCGAGCCGGAGCAGGUGCACAAGGCCGUGAGCGCCAUCGUGCAGAAGGUACAGGAAGACCCCCAGAGCAGCAGCUGCCUCAACAUAAGCUACGCCAACGUGGCCGGCCCCGUGGCCAACUCCAACCCCACCGGCUCACCGUACGCCAGGGGUGGCCCGCUGGUGGCCGCCGCAGCUGCAGCCGGGGCCGCCGGGGGCUUCCUGACGGCGGAGAAGUUGGCCGCUGAGAGUGCCAAGGAGCUGGUGGAGAUUGCGGUGCCUGAGAACCUGGUGGGGGCCAUCCUGGGCAAAGGGGGCAAGACGUUGGUGGAGUACCAGGAGCUGACAGGCGCGCGCAUCCAGAUCUCCAAGAAGGGAGAGUUCCUGCCUGGCACGCGGAACCGGCGGGUCACCAUCACGGGCAGCCCUGCGGCCACGCAAGCCGCUCAAUACCUCAUCAGCCAGCGGGUCACCUACGAGCAGGGAGUGAGGGCCUCAAACCCCCAGAAAGUGGGAUGAGGCCUGUGGUGUGUGCUCCCACCCCUCCUCCCGGCCCCUUCUCCUCCUCUUCCUUCUCCUCCCCUCCCCCACCCCCACCCCCAACUCCUGACCUCAGCUCGGGUGUAGUCCUGCUCCUCCUGGGAUGGGGCUGGGGUAAGCCUGACUGCACCCCCCCCUCCUUCUGGUAGUCGUAGGCAGGAUUGAGUGAUGGCUGGGGAUGGGGCCCAGAAGCUCCCUCCCCGGCUCUGAACUGACCCUUCUUCCUUCCUCCCUGUGCUUGACUGGGCCUGACCCUCCACUCCCAGGGCCCGGGUCUGUGUGAUAUCUGUAUAUAUUGCAUUUUGUUGAUUUUAAUAGAAAACAAAGCGUUAUUUUCUCUUUC